CCCUGCCCUUUUCUUCUUUUUCCACUCCCUCCCUCUCGCGUCUCGUAGGAAUUAUCCAAGUUUUCCUUAACUUCCGAUCUUGGCCUCUCCUCCUCUCCCGCUGCCCUCCCCCCUUCGUCCCGAGGGUUCCAUUCCCUCUCUUCUACCUCUGGCCUUCGACUCCUCCGGCGUCGUUCCGGUGGCCGGAACCCACGCGGCCGCUCUCCGUCCGAGCGCGAACCCUAGAUUUCUCGGCUUCUUUCUUUGAGGGAGGGGGAGACGAGGAGGGGAUGGCCCGCUGGAGGACAAGGAGGAGUCGCAGUGUCCCCCUGGCCUUCGCCAGUGCGAGGCCAUGGCCGAUAUGACCGAGGACGAGCGGCUCGCCUGUACCGAUAUAUCUCUUGCAUUAAUCUUCUAGGUAUAUAUUGCAGUUGCUUAUUGCAGGGGUUGGCAUGUAAGUGGGGAUGUUUAACCAAGGAGUGAUCCCACUUGCAUAUGCCAGAAAGAAAAAGAACAAGGCUGGAGAGAGCAACCCGUACUUAGAUGGCAUAUACCUCCUCUUCACUUAUUUCACCAAACCAGAAUCCAUGGCUGCCCUAGAGUCUCAGUUCAAGGCUGAUGAUGUCAUCUCGUCAUCUUUUUGGAUGGUAAAUGUCAUCUGGUCAUCAAGUUUCAAGGUUGCCUAGGCGGCUGGGUUGCAGUAGACGCCUGACAUUUAGAUGGUUCGAUGGAAAAUUAUGACUGGCUUGUUGAUGCGCAAGGCAUAAAGAAGAAACUUGUGAAGGAACGAUGGGCGAGGAGGAGCAAUCCGCUUCGCUCCAACAGAUUAAUGAUGGUGCCUAUCCUAUGUUUUUUGGUGUUUCCUGUGCUUUCGUAGCCCUUCAGCUUAUGUCGAGGAUGAGAAAGCUCGAUACAGAGCAUGCUCAUCGGCGUCGCAUAGGCGAAUUGAUGCUCCAAGGGAGUGCGCAGCUGUUGGGGUUGCUCGUAGAGAGAGCUCAAAGAAGGGAAGAGGCAUUGGAGGAGAAGCUGAGGAAGUCUGAAUUGGAGGUUGAUGAGCUGAAACAGCGGAGAAUUGAAGAUGCCAAAGCCAAUGAGAAGGUGGUAAGCAUCUUCGCCGCCCACGAACAGAGCUGGAUCGCUGAAAGGAAGAGCCUCAGGCAUCAGAUCCAAGCGCUUGUCACCGAGAUGCGAAUCUUGAAGGCAAGGAACGAAGAGGCCGUACUGGAUUUAAGGAGGCGAGUCGAGGAGGAGGAGCGUGCGAUACGAAUUAAGGAUGAAGCCUUCGAGGAAGAAGCCAGGAAGAGGAGAGAGUUGGAGGAGAUGCUGCAGUUGGCUGAAGAAGCGAAGGAAGAACUGAAAGAGAGGACGACGAAGGAGGCACAGGAACACUUAGCUGAGCUUCGGAAGCAUAAGACGGCGUUUGUGGAGGUCGUCUCCAACCAGCGCCAAUUGGAAGCUGACAUGGGUCGUGCCCUCCGACAAGCCGAGGCGGCAAAGCAACAGCUUGAGGAAGCCCUGGAGCAGAAGGAGGAAGCGCUUGCGAUGGUCGAGAAGCUUAGUGGAGAUAUUGUGAAGCUUGAGAAAGAUUCUGAGCAGAAGGAUAAGAUCCUUUCAGCAAUGUUGAGGAAAUCCAAGCUUGACACUGCAGAGAAACGGAUGCUGCUGAAGGAGGUGAAGAUAUCGAAGGCAAAGAAGAAACAAGCUGAGAUGGAGAUGGAGAGAUGGAAGAACAUGUGGGAGUCGCGGCACAAGAAGGGCUGGAGGGCAGCACACUCUUUGGAGGUAGGUUGUUCCCAGAACCGAAGGGCAGAAUUGCAGCUAGAGAGCAGAGGAUACAAUUCCAAGACUCUUCUUUUGGAGUACUUGGAAGCUGAGAGCAGGAAAGAGCAUGACUCUUCUUCAGCAAAGGGAGAAAGCAUCAUUACCACGGUCGAAUAUUUGGAUCGGUAUUCCAGCGAUGGGAACGAUGAGCCUGUUGAUGAUGACUUUGGACGACUGCAAGAUUUGGUUCGGUUGGAGACUGAGAAGUAUGCAACUGUCCUUGAGCAAAGGCAUUACACAGAGAUGGAGGCGUUCACAGAGCAAUUGAGAGUAAAAGAUGAAAAACUCGAAGCUUUUCGAUGGCAGCUGCUAAGCAUGGAGCUCGAGUCGAAGCGGCUUCAGUCUCAUAUAGAAGGACUCGAUGGGAAUCUGUCCCAUUUCAAAGAGGAAAACUUAAAAUUGGAAGCGUUGUUGUUGGACAAGGAAAAGGAACUGAAAUUGUUGAAAGAGAAAAUCAGAUACCUUGUCCAACACUGCCAAAAGAACAACUCAAAUUAUUUUCCCAGGUCACAAGUGAAGCUCACAAAGAGGAGACAAUGGGAGAAAGAUCAGGAGUCAAAGACCAGCUUAGUUAGAGACAGCCAGAAGCCAGGGAGCUUGGUUCUAGAGAUGGACACUUGGAAUGCCAGUGAAGAAACAAAUCUGAUGCAGCUGGAAUCACAUAAAAAUAGAGAACUUAUGUACAGAGAGAGUACAGCUGCCAAUACCGCAGCAAUUAGUCCAACUUAUAAAGCACAAUCAGCUGAUAAUUUUGAGGGCAAUGCCAUUACCUGUGUUAAUGAAAUAACUUUAGAAGAACCUAAAGCAGGGGACAGUAUAUCAAGGGACAAAGCUGAGAGUAUCAUUUUGACCUCCCCAUCUCCCAAAGAAGAGAUCGAAGAAGAGAAGGAGGUUAGCAUGGACCCAGGUAAUGUUCACUUGGCGAAUAGCUUCCAAAAAGGCGCUGACAUUGAUGAUAAGUAUUCAUCAGUUGGACCAUCAGUUGUAAAAAAGGAUUCAUCCUGGAGGAUAGAUAUUCAUGCUCUCGGAGUUUCUUACAAGAUCAAAAGGCUGAAGCAGCAACUACUUGUGCUCGAAAAGUUGACGGCAUCUCAGGCAACGGAGCAGCUGACAACCAAGGAUGAUGCUUCAAAUGACACAGCUGAGGAAAACAGGCAGCAGGAAAAUGGGUUCAUGAUAAUGAUGGCUUUACUAAGUAAACAAGUGAAAAGGUAUCAAUCACUGGAAGAGAAGACUGACAACCUGUGCCAGAGAAUGCACGAGAGCUACCGAUCUGGAAGUAGCAGGAACUCACCAACUGGCAAUACAAAGGAACAAACUGAAGCACUUGAACAGUUUUUGGAAGAAGCCUUUCAGCUGCAGAGGUAUAUGGUGGCAACAGGCCAGAAGUUGAUGGAGUUACAAUCCAAGAUUACUUCUUGCUUUGCUGGUGGUUGCGAACUUGGAGAGUCUGUAGGCUUCAAUAUGAGGCUGUUUGCGGAUAUUGUAAGAACUCUGCUUCAGGAAAUACUGAAAGGCCUGGAGGUUCGAAUAGCUCGAAUUAUUGGAGAUCUCGAGGGGACGCUGGCUUCUGAUGGCAUUCUUCACAGGUGAAUAUGAGAUAAGAUUCAAUUGUUUUCCUUGAAAACUAGGCCAACUUCACAAUGUGAACCACAGCAAAUACAGAUAAAUCAAAAGUGUUUUUCUUUUCUUUUCUCAUCUAUUUUGGAACAGAUUUAGGAAGGCUUUGCUUCUCUUUCGCUGCUUGCAUGUGUGUAAAGAAAGUUUCUCCUGUGAAUAAAAUGCGCCCUUCUCUUUA
Molecule: messenger RNA, 3598 nt
Organism: Elaeis guineensis (African oil palm)
Lineage: Eukaryota; Viridiplantae; Streptophyta; Magnoliopsida; Arecales; Arecaceae
Source: RefSeq, a predicted model, not a curated record